CUUUACACAUCCCUGAUAAACUAAAAGAAAAAGAUUGAUUAAUUUAAUACCACGGAAGUCGCGACGGGGUGAGAAAAAGCGAGACAUGUCCAAUGAAAAGGAGGACGAGUGCGACAAGCACAAGCAGCAGGCGGAGGCGGACGGCAAGUCGACGUCUAGCGAGGAUUCGGAUGAGUACCAGUCGGCCGGUGAGGGCGACGAUGGCGAAGGCGACGGCGACGGUGAUUCCCCGACGAGCGCCACGCCCACAGCCACCAAGGCAGCCCCGCCGCCACCGCCCACAUCCGAGCCCCUGCCCCUCGACUAUCCGAUGCACCAGAGCGUCUUCGAGGACGACAUCAAGUCGCUGCAGCGCCGCCUUCUUUUGGCCACUGCCCCGGAUGAAGUGGGCCGCAAGGACAAGCACGGCAACACGCCACUCCAUUUGGCCGUCAUGCUGGGCAGGAAGCACGCCGUGCGCCUGCUCCUCGCCCAGAACGCCCCCGUGAAGAUCAAGAACAACGAGGGCUGGUCCCCGCUCUCGGAGGCCAUCAGCUAUGGCGACCGGCAGACAAUCACCCAGGUGCUGCGCAUGCUCAAGCUGCAGUCGCGCGAGCACAUGGAGAGCCGUCGCGAGAAGCUGGUGAAUGCCCUGCGCCAGAUGCAGGACUUCUACAUGGAGUUCAAGUGGGAUUUCCAAUCCUGGCUGCCGCUCGUCUCCCGCAUCCUGCCCUCGGACAUCUGCCGGCUGUACAAGUGCGGCGCCUCCAUUCGGCUGGACACCACGCUGGUGGACUUCAACGACAUGCGCUGGGAGCGCGGCGACAUCUCGUUCCUGUUCCGCGGCGAGGCUCCGCCGCGGGAGUCGCUGGUGCUGCUGGACAACGAACAGGAGUGCUUCCAGCGGCUGCGCUACGAGGAGUCCGACAUGGAGGACGAGGUGGACGUGCUGAUGUCCACCGAUAUUUUGGCCACCCAGAUGUCCACCAAGACGAUACAGUUCGCCCGGGCGCAACGCGGCUGGAUAUUCCGUGCGAAUCGCAAGGAGCUGAUUGGCGGGCAGUACCAGUGCGAGAUCUACACCAUCCAGGGCCUGAUCCUCAAGCAGCGCAAAAGGCGCGAGCACCUGUCGCACGAGGAUCUGCAGAAGAACCGCGCCAUUGUGGAGACAAUCACCAAGGGUGGCAAUCAGCAGUCGCAGCCGCCGCAGCAGCAGCCGGAUGAACGGCGCUCCAGUUUGGGAAGCCAGAAUUCGCCGAAUGGCAUCACACUGCCCGAGCUGCCGCGACGCAGUUCGCUGCAGGCGCCACCUGCGACGACGGUCACCUGGCGGCAGUAUCUCGACGCGGAGGUGGGCAAGUGCCCGCAACUGGGCAGGCCGCCCGUCCACAAGCAGUCGAACAAGACGCUGCGCGCCACGGUGGCCAUGAGCAAGGACUUCCCGCUCAGCGUGGACAUGCUGCUGGACGUUCUGGAGGUAGUGGCGCCCCUCAAACACAUUAACAAGCUGCGCGAGUUCGUCACGCUCAAGCUGCCGACGGGCUUUCCCGUGAAGAUCGAGAUACCCGUGCUGCACACGGUCACCGCCAAGGUGACGUUCCAGAAGUUCGAGUUCCGCGACAACAUCCCCGCCAAGAUGUUCGAGGUGCCGUCGCACUACUGGGAGGAUGUGCGUCGCUUUCAGGACUUAUGACCAGGCGACGGAGAAGCCGCCGCGAAGCCGAAGGCCUCUGGAGCGGCAGGAGCAGCGCCGGGCGUCCGUGUCGAUUUGAAUCGCAAUGCACCGCCGCCCUCCAUCGCGGAAUUCGAUUGAGGAGGCGGCACAAUUUGUGUUGUCGGGUUUUUAGAAAACCUCUGGCUGGCCAAGGCCGGCGGAGGAUCACUGCUCCAAAAUGGGCAGUGUGUUUAUGUAUGUAUGCUUAAGAGGAAACCACCCACAUACAAAAUUGCAAUUUUCACCCCUUAGAGGAUUCUAUUUAUUACGCCUUCAAUGCAGCUGUCUAAAUCCAAAUAAGACGCUCUGAAAAUUGCAAUUUUACAUUUACGUUUUGUUAUGUACUGUAUUUGUUUGUAAUUAAGCCCCCUUCACCAAGGGUUAUUAUUUCGUAGUAUUUAUUGUUAGAUUCAACAACAUUCUGCCCAGGCUCGCCCUCAAAACAGCUGCUCUUUCGGCGAGGAAACCAGAAAGUUCUAUUCCCGAAAUUGCCUUUCCUAUCGGCAGUGAGGUAAAAAUAAUUGUCCAAUCGCCAGAUACGCCGGCUGAUAGCCACGAUCCAUCCUACAUAAUCAAAAGGUAGUUAGUGAGUAAUCAGAUUUUACCAAAAGUCCGAUCGUUUCACACACACCGCUUAUCAUUUUAUUUAUGUCCACAUCCUCUUCCGCGUUUAGUGCAAUUUCAUACGUAGAUUUAAGGUCAACCAAGGAAGCCGGAUGUUUAUUUUCGGCCCUUUCCAAAAGAGUCUGCCCCCCGCUUGAAGAGCGUACAUCCAACCAUCUUGCGUUCUUUUUAUACUUAGGCUACGUGUACUAGA
Molecule: messenger RNA, 2510 nt
Organism: Drosophila takahashii
Lineage: Eukaryota; Metazoa; Arthropoda; Insecta; Diptera; Drosophilidae
Product: ankyrin repeat domain-containing protein 13C
Biological process (GO): protein retention in ER lumen
Cellular component (GO): cytoplasm
Molecular function (GO): signaling receptor binding
Source: RefSeq, a predicted model, not a curated record